This is a messenger RNA of Stegodyphus dumicola, 1984 nucleotides long. It is a transcript of the gene PIG-Q, whose product is annotated as phosphatidylinositol glycan anchor biosynthesis class Q. Lineage: Eukaryota; Metazoa; Arthropoda; Arachnida; Araneae; Eresidae. The record is from RefSeq and is a predicted model, not a curated record. Gene Ontology annotation, biological process: GPI anchor biosynthetic process. Gene Ontology annotation, cellular component: membrane; endoplasmic reticulum.
UAAUGCUAAAUAUUAUUACCAUAUCUUUGAACAGUACAAAAUAAUUAUGCAAAACGCUGUUGCUUUAUCCUUUGAAAAUGGCAAUGCCGAAAUCUAAACUUUGAAUUUUGCAACGACUUCAUAUAACAGUAUACUAUCUCGUUGGAAUUUUGAAUAUGUCGGCUGAUAUUCAUAUCAUAUCUGUAUUUAUACCUAUCGAAAUCAUACAUUCAUCAUCUGUUGCAUAUUUAUUUGGUCACUGCAAUGUUACAAACAAAAGUACAAUGGUUAAUUGUACUAUUGCAUUGGAGGACGAAGAUAUUUAUAAAAAUGCUACAGAAAAAUUAAAUAUGAUGAAUGCAAUCGCUGAUAGUUACUCCGACAAUGUUUCCUUUCUUGGAGUGUUUUACAGUUCACUUAAAAUCAAGAAAAUUAAGACAGACUUUCUAGAAAACCGCGAAGGCAGUUUACAGUUUAUUUUGCGUGCUAACGAAAGUUACAAUACAUUUUAUUUUGAGCACGUUUGUAUAAAAUCGUUAUAUACUAAUAUUUCUUGCAAAGUAAUUUUGUAUUCCAGUCAUGAACUUAUGGAAUCCAAGCUAAUAUCGUAUAGUAACGUAAGAUCCCCUAAUGUAAUUACCGAAGGUGAAGACUUUAUUUCUUUUCUCAUUAAAAGUUGCAAAAGUACAAUGAAUAAUGUGGAAAAUCGAUUAUUAGAAAAGAAAUUCAGUAAUGUAACAUGUAUUAGUGUGAAAAAUAAGCAGUCUGUAUCAGUUAUUUCUAGCUUAGUGAUGUUAACAAUUUUAGGUGCUGCAAAUAUAUGUAAAUUUUUCUCCUUUCUAUGUAGAUGGUGGCCUGAAAAAUUUGCAAAAAUUGUUUUAAUGACUGAUGUAGGACGUCAACUUCACCAACGAUUUCUCCAUGGAGUUGCUAUUGUCACAGAUUUGAGAUCAAAGAAUCCGUUUAGUUUAAAGUGCAGUAAUUUAUUAUAUGCCAUUUUGUUUGACAUUAUAUGUGGAUGGAUAAUAACGUAUAUGUUCCUGAGUUCAGAUAUGCCUAUGAUGCUGCUAGAUAUAGUUAUUAAAAGGACAGAUAAUGUCGUUACAGGUUUGCACCAGCUCAUAAACUGGUUGAUGGGUUUUCCUGGAGGUCUAAAAUUAAAUAUUCCUUUGAACAGUGCUUUAGGACAUUUUUUCCUGUAUCAUAUAUACUUAUGGGAAACUUAUAUGGUGGUAGUACAGCCUGUGUUUAUGUUUGUUUUGAAGAUAUCAACUGUGAUUGGUGUCCUUGGGUUGACUUUCGUUCUCAGCGUAUUCAGUGAUAUUAUUUCGUUAGCAACAAUACAUAUUUAUUGUUUUUAUGGUUAUGCUGCAAGGUUGUAUGCUUACCAAAUGGUAACUCUCUCUGCCUUAUGGAGAUUAUUUCGUGGCAAAAAAUGGAACCCUUUGCGCCAAAGAGUGGAUUCUUAUACAUAUGAUGUUCAUCAGUUAUACCUCGGAACCCUGAUUUUUACAGUUUUGUUGUUCUUACUGCCCACAGUGAUGGUUUAUUACUUCGUUUUUACAAGUUUGAGGAUUUUAGUUUUAGUUAUUCAAGGAAUUAUGUCACGAAUAAUCAAUGCAAUCACUAUUUUCCCUUUUUACUCCAUUAUUUUGAGAAUGCUUCAUUCUUCCAUAGUUACAGGAGAUGUCUUCUUCACUGUUAAUAAUACUAAAGGAGCUUUGGUGUUGAAUAUGCAGACUGUGCAGAUUCCUCUGAUGGCUGUGAUAAACCUGACUUUACCUAAGAUCAAUGAGUAUAAAGAGACACUGACCUGGAAAGACAUUUGCUCUUCAAUUGUUUGGGGCAAAUUAAUUUACCCACUUUAAAAUACCAUAAGAAUGAUGUAUCUAAUUUAUGAAUGCUUCUAAGAUCAGUAUAUUUCAUAUGUGUGCAAAAAAUUCACAAGAAAUUAAUUUUCUUAUGAGCAUAUAUUAUUAAAGAUUAAAAAGCAUAAAUUAGCGUA